This is a messenger RNA of Euleptes europaea (tarantolino), 2175 nucleotides long. Its product is annotated as disintegrin and metalloproteinase domain-containing protein 20-like. The transcript has a single exon. Gene Ontology annotation, cellular component: sperm head plasma membrane; external side of plasma membrane; plasma membrane. Gene Ontology annotation, molecular function: metalloendopeptidase activity. Gene Ontology annotation, biological process: proteolysis; male gonad development. The record is from RefSeq and is a predicted model, not a curated record. Lineage: Eukaryota; Metazoa; Chordata; Lepidosauria; Squamata; Sphaerodactylidae. Bases 1 to 2175 code for a protein of 724 amino acids.
AUGGCUAAUAAUCUUGCCUGGUUGUUAGUGCUGGUCUUGAGGAGUGUCCUGAAAGAGACUGCUGCCCAAACGCCCCCUCCAGGGUUUAGAUAUGCCUCUCAUGAGGUGUUCAUCCCAAGGAAACAGACCCCCAGGCAUGGGCUAAAAGAACCUCAGCAUGUGAACUACCUGCUGAAGAUUGAAGGGAAGAGCCAUGUGGUAUGCCUCAGGCAGAAGAGAACCUUUGUCCCCAAACACUUCCCUGUUUUCACCUACAGCAAGGAGGGGGAUCUCCAGGUGGACUAUCCAUUCAUCAGGGAUGACUGUUUCUAUGAUGGCUUCGUACGGGGCAGGCCUGUCUCUUUGAUCAUCCUCAGCACUUGCUCAGGGGGUCUUAGAGGAGUGUUGCGAAUAGAAAAUAAGACCUAUGAAAUUGAACCUGUCCAGGCAUCUGCUACCUUUCAACAUGUGGUGUAUCGUUUGGAGGAAGAUGAAGGUGUGGAGUGGUGUGGGGUGACACAGGAAGACCAACAUCGACAAGCAGCCACAGCCCAAAACGCAGAGAAUUUAGCAACUGAAAAGGAUCAAUAUAUACCUUGGCAGACCCAGAGAAUGUAUGCAAAGCUUGCUGUUGUGGUGGAACAUGAGCGUUAUGUCCAGUUUGGCAGAAAUGAAACUGUUGUUGUUUUGCAAGUGCUAGAUAUCAUCCAUUUUAUAGACUCACUGUAUGUGUCCCUUGGUAUUCAUGUGGUCUUGGUUGGUCUGGAAAUAUGGUCUAAAAGUAAUCCCAUUAAUAUUUCUGACAGUCUAGAGUCUGUACUUGUCAAUUUCAAUAACUGGAGAAAAAACACCUUUGUUCAACGUUUAGAACAUGAUGCAGGCCACUUAUUUGUAUAUAAGAAUUUUGGACGUAUGGUUGGAUUUGCAUAUGUAGGAACAAUGUGUAACCCCCUUUGGGCAAGUGGUGCCGAAUCAUAUACUAGUACCAGCUUAUUCUUUAUUUCUAGUACAGUUGCCCACGAACAGGGGCAUAUUCUUGGUAUGAAGCAUGAUGACAAGUUCUGUACUUGUGAAAAGAAAACCUGCGUUAUGUCUGCCUCUCAUACAGACAGCGAUCAGUUCAGCAAUUGUAGUCAUAAGCAAUAUCUCACCCUAAUGAAAUCUCAUGGAGCAAAAUGCUUGUUAAUUGCCUCAGACCCCAACAAAAUAUAUAAACCCACGUACUGUGGGAACAAAGUAGUAGACAGUGGAGAGCAAUGUGACUGUGGUUCAAAAUUAAAUUGUGAAUCAGACUUAUGUUGCCAGUCUGACUGCAAGUUGCGUUCGGGUGUCACUUGUGCUUUUGGAGGGUGCUGCUCCAAAUGCCAGUAUCUUCCAGCUGGAACUGUUUGCAGGAAAAGUGCUAGUGUCUGUGACCUUCCAGAGUACUGCAACGGGACUUCAGAAUGGUGUCCUGAAGAUGUUUAUGUACAAGAUGGUGCCCCAUGUCAAGAUGGUACCUACUGUUAUCAUGGGAAAUGCUCUACUCAUGAAGAACAGUGCAAGGUGAUCUUUGGCUCAAGAGCAACAGUGGCUUCUGAGGUCUGCUUCAGAGAAUUGAAUGCUCGAGGUGACCGCUUUGGCAACUGUGGAGUUGAUGGUAUUACUUAUUACAGAUGCAGUGCUAGGGAUAUCCUGUGUGGACGAAUCCAGUGUGAAAGCAUUGACCAGUUAUCUUCUGUGGAAGAACACAGCACCAUAAUCCAAACACACAUUAGCCACAGUCUGUGCUGGGGCACGGAUUACCAUAGAGGAACAAAAAUUACUGACAUUGGAGCCGUGAAAGAUGGCACUCCUUGUGGCCCAGAUAUGAUAUGUAUUAAUAGGAAAUGCACCAAUGUGUCCCUCUUAAAAUAUGACUGUAAAGUGACAAAGUGCCAAAAUCGGGGCAUAUGUAACAGCCGCAAAAAUUGUCACUGUGAUUCUGGCUGGGCUCCCCCACACUGUCUAAGUAAAGGCUAUGGUGGCAGCGUCGACAGCGGACCCCCUCCCCUGCACAAAGUCAGUACAAUAUAUAUCACAGGGCUCCUAAUCCUCCUUAGCAUUGCUGUCAUUGCUGCUGUCCUGGUUGUAUAUCAUAGGGCAGAACUUUUCCCGUGGUCUAGAGCAGUGAUCUCAGGAUUCCUUUCAACAAAGAGAUACCAUGUCAGCUAUUGA